AUGGAUCCUCCCGAAACACCAGCUCCUGUGUUUGCUCUUCGCGCCUUUAAAAGUGCCCUAUUCGGCACUCCAGGAGCGGAAGAGGAGGAGGUUAGCGACCAGAAGUCAGACGACAAACCAGCGAGUCGACAGCCGAGCAAAAGUGAUCUCCUGAACCCCCCAGUUGCUUAUCGCGCGACAAAUGUCACCAAGACUGAAAAGACGGACCUCGAUAUGGCAGUAAAUGCGAUUGCGUCGCCGACCAAAAGCAUAUUGGUUACACCGGGUACUGCUGCAAAUCGGCGGAAGACAGUCUCGUUUGGUGAUGGUGUCGUUGACAACGAAAGAAAGCGAAACGAUGUGUCCGCGCAAUCGUCUAAAACGCCGACGAAUCUAUCAGGCAAUCUAAGCAGCCAGUGGCUGUCGAGCUCUACAGACAGCAAGGGCAAGCCGCGAAGCAGGCUUACACAAGCGUUACUGGACUCUCGAGAAAAGUCUCCCAAUGACUCUACUACGACGACUAACAGCCAACGAGCUGAUCCUUAUCCUGCCACAAACACCGCAUCCAAGGAGGCAUCGCAGUCGACCAAGGAAGAUGACGAGACUAUCAAUCUAGAUGACCCACGUUCUCAGUCUGGCAAAUACUGGAAAGCUGAGUUUGACAGCUACCGUGCAAGAACGACGAACGAAAUCAGAAAGCUGAUUCAGUAUCGGUCCGCUGCCAAGAAAUUCGCUCUGAUGAAGGAAGCAGAAGCUUCGCGUCUGGCUAAAAAACUGAAGGAGGAAGAAGUGAAGGUCGCCGAAAUGGAACGACACGUCACACAGCUCGCGUCUUCCAUGGUGGCGGAAAAAGCAAAGGCAGAUAGAGAGCAACUGGUUCAAGAUUUGACUAAACAGACAGCUUUGGCCCUGCAGUAUAAGCAUCGAGUCAACACCUUACGCAAGCUCCUAGAGCAGCAUGGUGUUGUUGGUAGUGAGGUGGAUGACAUCGUGGGAAAACGAGAAGCGAAUAACUCGUCCAACGAUACAAGCCAGGAGCUGGUUAAAACCCAGCAGGCUCUGAGUCAGGCGAAUGCCAGGAUUGAGGAGAUGAAACUCCAGCAAGCCGAGUUCGACAAACUCAAGGAACUCGCACAAAGCUCAGAGCAGAAGGCUUCGGAGCUGGCUCGAGAAAAUCUCACAUUGAAGCAGUCCUUGGCGAGAGUCAAACAAGAGAUGAGCAAAUAUGAAGGGCGACGCAAAGAGAAGGAAGCGAAGCUCAAGCAACGAGAGAUCAAACUUGAAGCCCGGAUUCAGGAGUAUCGCAACCGUCUGAAGACGGCUUCACAGGAACAUCGCGAAAUGGAAGAAGACCUCAGAGAGUCGUUCAAUCAAGAACGACGUCGCAUGCAGGACCAGAUUGACCUUCUCCAAUUGAAGCUAGCGGCGUUCGAGCGUGUUCCCGACCAUAAGAUCCGCAACCGCCACGCAUACAGUCCGCAGAAGGACUACACCGGGGUCCAAGUGUAUGAUUUUGGGCGCAUCCUCGCUCAGCACAACGAGACGGAAGAGUCGCAGGAGAUCGACGAACCGACGAGUCCCAGCCCACGCUCAAAAGACCGACGCUCGCAUAAUCUACACAACCCCACCGCUGAUAUCGAUUUACAGAAAGCUGCUCAAGCCCUGAAUAUGGAGGGAGCCAAUACCCAACAACUGCCAUUCACAGACUCGCCUCUUAAAGUUCCUGGCCGUCGUUCGCGCAGAGCGACGGUCACUGCUGCUGACCCAGUUCCACCCUCUUCGCCCCCUGAGCUAGCACCUAUAGACCUAUCUGCCGAGAUACUUGCGAAAAAGUCGAAGUACAACCACCAUGACUACCAAACGCACCUGCCAACGCUCACUACCCUCGAUUCCCUUGCGCGCCACCUAGCCGAGCGCGAGGAGGGCCAACAAUAUCGUACCCAUCGUCAGAAAGCGCGCCGUAUGCCGUCAAAGUACAGCUUGGAUGCCAUAUCCGGCUUGGCGGACCUGCGUCUCACCGAACGAACGGGAAAGAGACACAGCCUGGCAGCCUUACAGCGAGACUCUAUACCGGUGGAACGGAUGCUGGCUGCGCAAGCACGACUCAAACGAAAGGACCAGUCCCGCAAGAGCAAAGAAGGCGGCAAGGAACUCGUGAAGACAUACAAUACAUGA
This is a messenger RNA of Aspergillus fumigatus Af293, 2154 nucleotides long. RefSeq lists its product as uncharacterized. NCBI's taxonomy places the organism in Eukaryota, Fungi, Ascomycota, Eurotiomycetes, Eurotiales, Aspergillaceae. The record is from RefSeq and is a predicted model, not a curated record.